Molecule: messenger RNA, 961 nt
Organism: Rhopalosiphum maidis (corn leaf aphid)
Lineage: Eukaryota; Metazoa; Arthropoda; Insecta; Hemiptera; Aphididae
Gene: mRpS6
Product: probable 28S ribosomal protein S6, mitochondrial
Exons: 4
Coding region: 402-860 (152 amino acids)
Biological process (GO): translation
Cellular component (GO): ribosome; mitochondrial small ribosomal subunit
Molecular function (GO): small ribosomal subunit rRNA binding; structural constituent of ribosome
Source: RefSeq, a predicted model, not a curated record
CCGAGACCCGGACCUGCGCCGGUAGAAUUUCUACCGUUAUUUUUUGCGAUUUCGUGUGAAGUCGAUUUUCCGCUCUCGUUUCACCCUCCUAGUCAGCGUUUUCGUACAUUUUUUACUUACGACCGUUUACGGGUGCUUUAUUUAUUCCGACAGCAACUCCCUGGAACUGGAAAUCGGUUUUUAGCGUCUUAUCACGCUUUAUCACUUAUUGCACUCGUUCGAUAAGAAAAUGAUAACAUCUUAUAGUAAUAAAACAGACCAUGCCGAUACAUUAAAAAUUUUAAUAUAAUUUCUUCAGUCUUCACGUCUUCGCAGUUUUACAGUUCACAUUCUCGGUACGCCGAAGAAUUGUUUUUAUUUUUUUAGAUUCUGUUGCACGCUAUCGAAUUGUUUUCGUAAUAAUGCCCAGCUAUGAGUUGUGUUUGCUGUUCAAAGUCUUGCCAAGGCCUGAAAUAACUCAAUGUCUAAAACGAACAGCCAGUAAAAUCUUUGAAUCUGGUGGGUUUAUACGGCGUAUAGACAACCUAGGAACGGCUGAUACCCCUUGGAGAAUAAGUUCACAUGACUCAAUACACAAACAGGCAAGCUAUUUUAUUGUCGAGUUUGACGCACCCAGUUCAGCUUUGCAUCCAUUCAAUAACUAUUUAUCAAGAGACAUUGACAUAAUUAAACGGACAAUAUUUAAAGUUCCUGAAAAUACACCUCAACCAGCUUGCACACUUCAUGAAGAGCUCAAACCACCAGCAUACAGGUCUGAGGUCAAAGAAAUGAUUGCAAUUGGCAAGCGUAAACGUGAAAAAGAAGCAAAGAAGAAAGUACAGUUCAACACUGGUUUGGAUUAUAUGCCGUUUCAAAGAUAAAAUGAUGUUAAUCGUUAAUUUAAUUAAUAUUGUAAAUAUAUAGAGGUAUUUUAGUAGUUGUAUUAAUAAUAUUAAAGUAAUACAAUUUGUGUACAUUUGAA